AUGUACAAGAGGGGUAGUCCAACAGAAUCUCAUACGAAGUUAUAUGGUUACUUCUACAUGCUGGAACAGAAGAAUCCAGGUACUAUUACUGACAUUGUCAGCGAGGAUAACCGGUUCAAGCACUGUUUUUGUAUCGACAGAACAUUCUUGAAGACGAAGUAUGGAGGAACACUGUUAGUUGCUAUUGCGUACGAUGCAAACAACCAAUUGUUUCCGGUAGCCUUUGCAAUUGUUGACAGUGAGAAUCAUGACUCUUGGAAGUAUUUCUUGGGGAAGUUAAAGGAAGCCAUUGGUGAGGUUGAAAAUCUUAUGUUCAUAUCGGAUAGGCAUCAAAGCAUUGAACAUGCUGUUGAGGUUGUUUUCCCAGAAGCAUGCCACUGUGCAUGCUUCAAGCAUAUUACUAUGAAUGUCGUUCACAAGUUUAAGACUGAUGUAUGCAACCAGCAAAUAUGGCUUGCAGCUUACGCAUGGAACAAGACGGAAUGUGAUAGACAUUUUGAGGUGCUGAAACAGAUGGACCCUGCCAUUGCUACAUACGUCGAGCAAAUAGGAUUUGAAAAGUGGCCUCGUCCUUAUUGUCCAGGAGAUCGGUACAACAUAAUGACAAGCAACGCUGCCGAAAGCUUCAACAAGGUGACAGAAGAAUUCAGAAAAUAUCCAGUAACUAUUUUGGUUGACUUCAUCAGGUUCACACUUCAAAAUUGGUUUGCUUCUCGUCUCGAAAAGGCUAGUAAGUGCGCUACUCCUUUGGCUACUACUUUUGAAAAUAAUUUAAAGGAUCAACACAAAGAUGGUAUGUUUAGGAGUGUCCUUCGUAAUGGUGCCCAAUUGUUCAACGUUGGUACGAGUCCUCAAGGUGAGAGAGGUGGUGAUGUGAACUUAGUGGAGAGAACAUGCACUUCCGGACUUUUCCAAACGCUCAAAAUCCCUUGUCCCCAUGCAUGUGCCUGUUAG
This is a messenger RNA of Cannabis sativa, 954 nucleotides long. RefSeq lists its product as uncharacterized. Lineage: Eukaryota; Viridiplantae; Streptophyta; Magnoliopsida; Rosales; Cannabaceae. The record is from RefSeq and is a predicted model, not a curated record. The transcript is spliced from 2 exons. The coding region runs from base 1 to 954 and encodes 317 amino acids.